CAUUUCCCCCUUAAAUAUUCUAUCUCGCUAUCGCAUCUCCUUCUCAUUUCGGACCGUUGACAAGACCAACACCAACAACACCACAUUCAGAAUAAUCGCUAGUGAAUAUGACUCAAUCACCAAUCAAAGAAAAUGUCGACCCUCUCGCCGGGAGGGCGAGUACCACAGCUGGACAACCUAAACAAGUGCCAGAUGAUGAACAACGUGGACCCAAAACUAAACCUGAACAGACUAGUGGCAAUGCUACUGAAGAAGAUUUAAAGGCUGCCAAAGCCGCUGCGGAAGCUGUUCAAGGUGAAGGAUCCGGCGGGAAUUUGAGCAGGAAGGACGUUGAGCAGGCUGGUCCCCAUGGAGCUACUUGAAUUAUAUGACGUAUGACCGAGGUACAAGAUGUAAGAAGUAACAAGUGAUGCAGACAUGAUCUUCAGUAUUCG
This is a messenger RNA of Tremella mesenterica DSM 1558, 434 nucleotides long. RefSeq lists its product as uncharacterized. The transcript has 4 exons. The record is from RefSeq and is a predicted model, not a curated record. The coding region runs from base 108 to 362 and encodes 84 amino acids. NCBI's taxonomy places the organism in Eukaryota, Fungi, Basidiomycota, Tremellomycetes, Tremellales, Tremellaceae.